AUGAUUAGCAACUUCUAUGAUGUAAAUAUGGAAUUAUCCCCAUCGUCGUUGUUUCGACUAUCGCUGCAAGCAGUUGCGAAAACGAUGUUUGAAUAUCGUUGGUUUCCUUCUAUUCUGAAUCCCCUACCGUCAGAAAUUUCCGAUUCUUUGAUGACUACGCUUCGUCUCAACAACUGGCUUAACAACGAAACAAUAGCACUCUUUGACAAACGCUUCCGCCUAACCGAGGUACAUUUAUCAUAUUCAUUGUUAACGGUAAUUCCAAGUGAAAUACUGCGAGUGCAUCAGAUAAAACGUCUUAUUAUUCGUGACUCUUCAUUUGGCGAUUCUGUUCAUGAUUUACAUGGUAUUUUGCAGUUGCUUGGACCUCAUGCAGCAACAUCGCUGGAAUACAUAGACAUGUCUGGUAUAACACCGGUCACAUGUAUAAGUUGUUUAGCUGAUUUGAAGAACUUGACAACAUUGAUUGUUUCCGAAACACCAGCAUUUGGGAAUGCAGAAUUAAAAACGGUGUGUAAAGAAAUGUGCUGUAUGAAAGUUCUUGAUUUAUCGCAAACAGUUAUCACAACAAUUGCUCCAUUAAGUAAUUUGAAAGACACUUUGGAAGUACUUGUUAUGCAUCGACUUAAGUUUCCUCGUGCGAUAGUAAUAAAUGGUGCUGGAGAUACAUUGCAACUUCUCAAUAAGUUAACAUUUCUAGAUAUAUCGGAUAAGAAGAGUGAUGUAUUACCAAAUAGCAUUGGUGAACUGUUUCAAGUUGAUAUCGGGACACUGAUAGUCCGUGAUGUCGUAGUAUUAGGCAUGCCUUGGUGGCCGAGGCUCCACUUCUUGGACAUUGCUGGAAAUGCAUUGGAUUUUCAUAAUCUUGCACUUACUGUUGAUUACAUUACGAAAUUUAUAUCUAUGCAUCCUCAUCUGGUCUACAUAUCUGUUCUGGAUACUUCUCUAAAUCGACAUCCUUAUCAAUAUCCAUAUGAAAGGGAUAAACCACUGCAAAUAGCUAGUGGUGGCACACGUGCCCAAUGUCUUCUUUCAUUGCAACUAUAUUGGCGUCCAGAUCGAGAAGCUUUUGCAUUACUUACAUUACAAGCUGUAUACUAUCUUCUACAAACUUCCUAUGAUGAAUUUCAGUCCGCUGAUUUGCAUCUGACUGUGCGGGGUGUUGUAUUGUCGAUGCUUAAUCACAAAAAAAACAUUGCAAUACAAAUGGCGGGUAGCGCUUGCCUUUAUCAUCUCUGCAGAUCAAAGCGAAUUAAUCAACUUACCCCACAGGAAACGCGAUACUGUGUUGACCGAUGCUUGGAUGCGGCAGAAAAUCAUCCUCGGAUGGUUCAGCUACAAAAGAAUGUUUGGCUUACGAUAUGUAACGAUAAUUUAUUACAGUCAUUAAAUUUUGAUGUAUUCCGGACAUGUGAAGUAGCCUUAGAAUCAAUGCUUAACACGCAGGACCCUUCCGUUUCAAGAAUUACGAUUGCAGUAGUGUCAAUUUUGGCACCAAAAUUGCCAACAAAACAAAGCCACCGUUUAGCUACAAAUAAACGAUACGUUGCGCAUUUGAUUCAAAUGAUUAAUGAAAAUCUAGAUAAUCCCAACAAUGGGCACGAUAAUUUCAAUAAUUUCACAAUAAAAUUUACUCUAUCUGCACUCUGGAAUUUGACAGACGAAUCACCUGUUACAUGUCGAUCAUUCGUGCAGCUUGGUGGCAUUGCAGCAGCAUUUGGUGUAUUGGAACAUUAUCAAAGUAAUGCAAAUAUACAAACCAAGGUUCUUGGCCUUUUGAAUAACAUUGCGGAAGUGAGAGGCCUGAAAAAGCAAAUAGUACAUCAUCAUUAUAUUCGAACAGUUCUAGAGUUGAUGGAAAGUGAUUUGAUGCCCGACAAUUAUGCUACAGCCGUUAGUAAUACAAAGCAUAUCGAUGUAUCAUAUUUCGCCGCUGGAAUAUUGGCUAAUCUGUUAGACUGUGGCCCAUGGACAUUUGAACCGACAUCGGAUCACUGCAAUCAAUCGUUGAUGAUGGCAGUAAAAAGAUGGCCGAAAGCACUGCUAACUAUGAUUGCCUAUCGGUCAUUCGUGCCAUUUUUUGUAUUAUUGAAACAAGAUGAUAUAACCGGAGCUCAGAUGUGGGCCGCAUGGGCAAUCCAAAAUGUGUGCAUCAGUGACAAACAAAACAACUAUAUAAAGUUACUUCUUUCACAAGGAGGACAAGAAGAAUUUAUACGUUUAGUCAAUUCAAGGUUUGCUCAUCCAGACGCUAUCCGGCUUGCUCAUUCCGUGCUCAAUUUGAUCAAACACUCUAUUUGCGAUCCAUAA
This is a messenger RNA of Cercopithifilaria johnstoni, 2310 nucleotides long. Lineage: Eukaryota; Metazoa; Nematoda; Chromadorea; Rhabditida; Onchocercidae. The record is from the annotation of a GenBank genome assembly.